Molecule: messenger RNA, 213 nt
Organism: Symbiodinium necroappetens
Lineage: Eukaryota; Dinophyceae; Suessiales; Symbiodiniaceae
Source: the annotation of a GenBank genome assembly
AUGCCCCUGCGGAUAGGCAGCGACGUGCCGUUUACCAGCACCUCACCAGGCGAGGCCUUCACGGACAGCUCGCUGGACGGAGACCCCAUCCGCGUGCACAAGAGACUAGGCCCGCCAUGGCUGCAAGACGUUCUGCACACAGCCAUGGCACCAGCGGUGGAUCUGCAGUUGGGGCCGUACUUGUACUGCAGCUUCUGCGGCAGUGGCAGGUGA